This is a messenger RNA of Alosa sapidissima (American shad), 3192 nucleotides long. Its product is annotated as zinc finger protein 271-like. The transcript is spliced from 4 exons. Bases 286 to 2613 code for a protein of 775 amino acids. The record is from RefSeq and is a predicted model, not a curated record. Lineage: Eukaryota; Metazoa; Chordata; Actinopteri; Clupeiformes; Clupeidae.
GUCGCAGCCUCAGGUGAGGUGUAGCUCUCAAGGAACCUUUGCUGAAAGCUCAAGCUCCUCCCACUCCCCACAGUUCCUUGUGUUUAAUUGGUCGAGUGAAAGAGAGGUGGAGACUGGGCAGAGAACACAUAAACAGAGCUGAGGCAGACAACACAAUUAGCCUACUACAGGAACACCCCGAGGAUUCAGACUACUCACCCCAAAGACCAAAGAGGAGUUUGUGACCGAGAAAAAGAAGAGUUCAUAAUUUCAGACAAAGCAGGAACAAAAGCAGACAGAUCAAACAUGGCUCCAGUGCUCAGCUCCCAGUUGGACCUGUACCCUACAGAUCCUGUGCCUCUGGUCCACUUGGACUGGUCCCCUACAGAACCCCAUCCUCUGGUCCAGCUGGAUAUGUCCUCCACAGACCCUGAGCCUCUGGUCCAGUUGAGGAGGGUCUCAGUGGUGCUGGUGGACUGCUGUAGAACACAAGGACAGCUAGGGAAGGACAAAUACAGCAAGACAGGAGUUGGACAUCAAUGUACAGUAGAGAAACUCAUCAAGUGUGAAACAUGUGACGAGAGAUUCAAUCAAGUAGCAAGUCUCAACAAACAUACAGGAGAGAGACCGUUCCACUGCCCACAGUGUGACAAGAGUCUUCCACAAAAGAAACAUCUCAAAAGACACCAGUGUGUUCGAACAGGAGGCAGGCUCUAUGAUUGCCCUCAUUGUGGCAAGACAUUUUCUCGAAAGGAACAUCUCAAACUUCACCUGCGCGUACAUACUGGAGAGAAGCCGUACCACUGCUCCCAAUGUGACAAAAGAUUCAGUGUUAUGGGGAGUCUCAAAAAACACCAACGUAUACACACGGGAGAGAGGCCAUACCACUGCUCCAAGUGUGACAAGAGAUUCAUUGACUUGGGGAGUCUUAAAAAACACCAGCGUAUACAUACAGGAGAGAGGCCAUACACAUGCACCCAAUGUGGAAAGGGUUUUAGUGAUGCAGGAAACCUUCAGGUACACAAACGUGUUCAUACCGGAGAGAAGCCGUACUCCUGUUCCCAAUGUGACAAGAGUUUCAGUUAUAUGGGGAAUCUCACAGUACACCAGCGUAUACAUACAGGAGAGAAGCCAUACCACUGCACCCAAUGUGGCAAGAGUUUCACUGCACUGGAGAGUCUCAAGAAACACCAGCACAUUCAUACAGGAGAGAGGCCAUACCACUGCUCUCAGUGUGACAAGACUUUUAAUGAUGCAGGAAAACUGCAGAUUCACCAACGAGUUCAUACAGGAGAGAAACCGUACUCCUGCUCCCAAUGUGGCAAGAGAUUCAAUCAUGCGGGAAAUCUCAAAAUACACCAGCGUAUACAUACUGGAGAGAGGCCUUACCACUGCACCCAGUGUGACAAGAGUUUCACUGAAAAGGGUAAUCUCAAGAGACACCAGCGCAUUCAUACAGGAGAGAGGCCUUACCACUGCUCUCAAUGUGGUAAGACUUUUAGAUGUGCAAAAACACUCAAACAACACCAGCGCACUCAUACAGGAGAGAAGCCAUACCACUGCUCCCAAUGUGACAAGAGAUUCAAACAUUUGAACAGUCUCCAAAUACACCAGCGUAUACAUACAGGGGAGAGGCCGUACCACUGCACCCAAUGUGGCAAGAGUUUCACUGAAAAGGGAAGUCUCAAGAUUCACCAGCGAGUUCACACAGCUGAGAGGCCAUACUCAUGCACCCAGUGCGGCAAGAGAUUUAGAGGUGCGAACGCUUUCAGACAACACCUGCGUAUACAUACAGGAGAGAAGCCAUACCAUUGCAACCAAUGUGACAAGAGAUUCACUGAAGUGGGUAAUCUCAAAUUACACCAGCGUAUACAUACAGGAGAUAGGCCGUACCACUGCACCCAGUGUGACAAGAGUUUCAUUCAAGAGUACCGUCUCAAAGAACAUCAGCGUAUACAUACAGGAGAAAGGCCAUACUCUUGCACUCAAUGUGACAAGACUUUCAUUCGAGAGGCAUGUCUCAAAGUACAUCAGCAAAUACAUACAGGCGAGAGGCCGUACUGUUGCACCCAAUGUGACAAGAGUUUUAGUCAGGCAAAAGCACUCAAGAUACACCAGCGUGUACAUAUAGGAGAGAGGCCAUAUCACUGCACCCAAUGUGGCAAGAGUUUUUCUCAAAAGGCUUAUCUCCAAAUUCACCAACGUGUGCAUACAGGAGAGAGACCUUACUCCUGCACCCAGUGUGACCGGAAAUUUGCUCAAGUGGGGAGUCUCAAAAGACAUCAGCGUACACAUACAGGAGAGAAGCCAUACCACUGCCCCCAAUGUGGCAAGAGUUUCACUCAAAUGAUGGGUCUCAAAUCACACCAGCGUAUACAUACAGGAGAGAAGCCGUAUUCCUGCACCCAGUGUGAUAAGAGUUUUACUAGAAAGGAUCAUCUUACAACCCACCAGCUAUUGCACUCAGGAGAAAAGCCGUACCACUGCUCCCAAUGUGACAAGGCAUUUAUUGCGAUGUGUCAUCUCAAGAGACACCAAAACAAUCACACAGGAGAGAAGCCAUACAGCUGCUCUCAGUGUGAUAAGAGUUUUACUAGAAAGGAUCAUCUUACAAGGCACCAGCUAUUGCACUGAGGAGAAAAGCCGUACCACUGCACUCAGUGUGACAAGCGUUUCACACAGCUGGGACACCUGAAACUUCACCAGCGUACUCACGCAGAAGAGAGGCUGUAACACAGUAUUUCGCGUUGUCAAAGCCUCACACAGCAAAAUCAUCUGAACUAACUCUCACAGGAUUCUAUGUAUAUUCAGUAUAAGGAUUUAUGUACUUCAGGUGUGUGGCAUACAUAAAAAAACACAAUGAGAUCACAUGAAAGCAGGGGAGUGCUGAACGGUUAAAUGUGCAUCUUAUCUAUGAUUUGCUGGAACAGUUUGUUAAGUUUUUAUGGUCCAGGCUUGACUAGGUUGUUUUUGUUGCCGUUUUUGGAGCCUGGGCUGUCCACAAAGACCACAUUCAGGGCACAGGCAGCUAGCGGAUGGUGAGGUGAUGUUUGCUGUAUGGAACAAAAAAUGUUUUAGAUUAGAAACCACGUAGCAUCGCUUAGAGUGCCUUUAAUAAAACAGUUUAGAAAUAAUUGUGAUGGUUAAAGGACAAUUUCUGAAACCAUAAUGUACAUCUCUUACUAAUGUGUCAUUGUAUUGCUUGCUUUUUGA